This is a messenger RNA of Drosophila kikkawai, 473 nucleotides long. RefSeq names its product Ubiquitin-fold modifier 1 (gene Ufm1). The record is from RefSeq and is a predicted model, not a curated record. Gene Ontology annotation, cellular component: cytoplasm; nucleus. Lineage: Eukaryota; Metazoa; Arthropoda; Insecta; Diptera; Drosophilidae. Gene Ontology annotation, biological process: protein K69-linked ufmylation.
UGCCGAUAACUUGUUACCUGUCUAUCGCUAUUUUGACUGCUCUAAAAGCCUGAAGGAUUCCGUUUGAUAAAAUCUUCGGAAGCCCCAUAAAUCCAGGAGAAUCUAAAACUGACCACGUCUGCACAUUCCAACAUGAGCAAAGUAACCUUCAAAAUCACACUAACUUCGGACCCCAAGCUGCCCUUUAAGGUGCUCAGCGUUCCGGAGGGAACUCCCUUUACAGCCGUGCUGAAAUUCGCCUCGGAGGAGUUCAAGGUGCCGGCAGAGACGAGUGCCAUCAUCACGGACGACGGCAUCGGCAUCAGUCCCCAGCAAACGGCCGGAAAUGUAUUCCUCAAGCACGGAUCAGAACUGCGUCUCAUACCCAGAGAUCGGGUGGGCCACUAAGCUAAUAAUAGUUUCCUUUCCCUACGUAUUUUCCCUUGAGAUUUCCCCCCUUUUUCAACGCUAAUUAAAAUGUUAAACGAUGUAAA